Molecule: messenger RNA, 694 nt
Organism: Eucalyptus grandis
Lineage: Eukaryota; Viridiplantae; Streptophyta; Magnoliopsida; Myrtales; Myrtaceae
Product: ethylene-responsive transcription factor ERF098
Exons: 2
Coding region: 93-530 (145 amino acids)
Biological process (GO): ethylene-activated signaling pathway; regulation of DNA-templated transcription
Molecular function (GO): DNA binding; DNA-binding transcription factor activity
Source: RefSeq, a predicted model, not a curated record
CCUAUAUAUAUCACCCACAGAUGAAACAUAAUCAUCUCCCUCCCAACCCUGAAUUUCAAUUUGCUCUGCAGAGUCUGUAGACCUUUCGCAUAAUGGAAGACGAUCACAACAGAGGGAAAAGGCAGCAAGAGAAGGAUCAAGAGGAGGUGCGGUACCGAGGAGUGAGGAGGAGGCCGUGGGGGAAGUACGCGGCGGAAAUUCGAGACCCGAAUAGGAGCGGAGCACGCCAGUGGCUUGGGACAUUCGACACCGCGGAGGAAGCAGCCCGGGCUUACGAUAGGGCGGCUUUCGGUAUGAGAGGCCACAUGGCGAUUCUGAAUUUCCCUCACGAGUAUUAUCAGAAAGUCAUGGGGUCUCCUCCAUACCCACCUGGGAUCGCGGCUUCAAUGGCUGGCUCGUCGGGGUCGUCAUCUUCGGGUCAUAAUACGAAAGAGAGGGGGAAAGAGAAGGAGGUUUUCGAGUUCGAGUACUUGGAUGACAGGAUAUUGGAGGAGCUUCUUGAGCAAGAAGAAGAGCGAAAGAAGAAAUGAGGGUCGAUUGUGCACGUUUUGAGUUUUAUAAAGAUCAAUUAUUCCCGAGCGACUGAAAGGGAACCGUGACGCAAGAAAAUGGAGGUUCAAAGACUAACUUGAGCCAUUGAUUGGAGCAUCUAAAGACUAUUUGGCCAUCAACAUUGCUUAGAAUCACUAACCAC